This is a messenger RNA of Trichoderma asperellum CBS 433.97, 2931 nucleotides long. RefSeq lists its product as uncharacterized. NCBI's taxonomy places the organism in Eukaryota, Fungi, Ascomycota, Sordariomycetes, Hypocreales, Hypocreaceae. Gene Ontology annotation, cellular component: nucleus. The record is from RefSeq and is a predicted model, not a curated record. Gene Ontology annotation, molecular function: DNA binding; transcription coregulator activity. Gene Ontology annotation, biological process: regulation of DNA-templated transcription.
AUGUCGAGGGGCGAUAGCAUCCCCCGGUACACUUAUGCGAUGGACUUUAACCCCAUGGAUGAGCAGUCACCUCUCACGGAUUUCUGGCAGAUGAAUGAUGGUUUGGAUUCCGAAGAUGCUGCGGUUAUUGCGAGUUUGGCUACUCAAGCUCUGCAGUCAAAAUUCGGCUAUGAAUAUGAGGAUAGCAUCGGAGUGAAUGGGCAAGCCGAGGUGGCAAAUUAUACUGAGAGCCGGUCAUCGCCUCAGUCUCAGUAUUCAGCCUUCGCCCACGAAGAGCCGGCGGAAUCAUUUCGGGGACUCAUGGAGGAUCACGACCGCGGCGCACAGUUUUCGGGACAAGAUGCCACAUCUGAGUAUGACCUGGAGCCAGCCGCUAGAGGCCGCGUCUUAGAUAAUGUGGCUGGAAUCGAGGAGCCAGCUGUGUUUUUGAGGGACUCUGAUCUCUCUGACCCCCUCUAUUCUUUACUGAAUGUGUCUGCAGAUAUGGAUGAGAUGAGAGGCACCAUGACGGCAAGCCAGAUUGUGAAUGAAGUACUUCGAAGCUCAGAAAUAGCGGCGGCGCAAAGCCAGAUGGAUGUGAAUAUACAGGCACUUCACUCGCAGGCGGCACAACUGACGCCACCCGAUUCAGAAUCUCCUUCUAUCGUCGCAGAAGAGCGCGAUCACAGAGAUCUGGAGGAAGAUUUCUUGACCAGCGUCAGUGGACAGCAUGGCGACUGCGAGCCCGAAAAUGUCGUUAUAGAAGAAACUUCACUGGAUACCAAGGCACAGCAACAGCUCCAGCUCAUGGCGGAAUCUAAUGAGCGUCCAACCAUGGAUGAAGGCAGACAGCCGUCCCCACCUCGACCUGCUCCGAGAAAAGUCGGGCGCCCACGGAAAAGCGAUGCAGCAGUAGAGCCGCCAGAUCUGGCACCGAAGGAAUCUGGGGUCACUGAGAUAGCUGUGCACGAAAAAGUUCCCAUUGAAGGAGAUGAGGUGGUAGAGCCGGCAGUGGUUGAUGAGGCCGAGAUCAACAGAGCUGAAGAGACCCCAGCUGCUAGAAGGCGGGGACGGCCUCGCAAGAGCGAGAUCCCAGAGCUGACGCGAGCAUCGUCAACGAAGCAAGGACCAGGUCGGCCGCCAAAGUUGGUAGCUCCUGAGGUAGCCAGUGAGUGGACGCCUACUACAGGCAAACGAGGCCGGCCUCGGAAGAGUGAUGUGGAAGACCGGUCACAAGUGCACACCAAAGAAUCCGAUAUAUCCAUAGAAGAAGCACCGAUUGCGACAUCUGCUCCAGGCAAAAGGGGACGACCUCGGAAGAGUGAAGUGGAAAACGAGCCUCAAGUACACGCCAAAGAAUCCGAUAUACCCACAGAAGAGACAUCGGCUGCGACACCGGCUGUAACACCGGCUGCAGCCAAAAGGGGACGGCCUCGGAAGAGUGAAGUGGAAAACGAGUCACAAGUACACACCAAAGAAUCCGACAUACACGCAGAAGAGGCACCAGCUGCAACACCAGCUGCAGCCAAAAGAGGACGACCUCGGCGGAAUACCCUGGUAGACGUAUCACAGGCGCCAACUAACGAAUCUCAGCUACCUGCAGUUGAAGCAUCAGUUUCAACACCAUCUUUGACCAAAAGAGGACGGCCACGGAAGAGCGAAGUGGUUAACACAGCACACAAUCCCACUGAUGAGCAUACAUUGGCCGCCACCGAAGCAGCAAGCUCAACGCCAGCACCGAGCAGACGAGGGCGGCCACGAAAGAGCGAGGUGGUGAGCACAGCACAAAAUCUUACCGACGAACAUGCACUAUCCGCUGCCGAAACAGCAACUUCAACACCAGCUCCGAGUAAAAGAGGACGUCCGCGAAAAAGUGACGCGGCCCAGGAGUCAGCCAACGAGCCUCAGCCAUCCAUUGUCGAAACACCAACCGUAACGCCGGCUUCGGGCAAAAGAGGACGACCGCCAAAAAAUGCCAGGGCAUCAGCCACUACUACCGAAGCGCGUGCGGUGCCAGAAGUACAAGCAGAAUCUGAAAUAUCAACCACUGCAGAUAUCGCAGCGCCUACUACAGAAACCAUAGAGCAACGAAAUCCACCUUCUCAACAAGAUGAUGCGUUGGAAGGACUACAUACUUAUUCUCCACCUACAGCACCUGCCCAGAAACGAGGCAGAGGCAGACCGUCCAAGAACGAUAUCUCGGUUAAUACAGCUACGGGCCUAGAGACUGCCACAAAUGAUGAGGAAGCUGAGCCACAGGGAUCGAAGUCUGAGCAUAUGGCAGAUGUAGUAGAGGACAUAGCUGUGGAUGGGAACUCUGGGCCUGAGGCGGUACAAGAAGAUAUAGAAGCGACACCUGCAAGGAAACGGGGCAGGCCAAAAUCUUCAGCUGCGAAUAAGCCUUCACUUAUGAUACCUGCGCCUGUCACGGCUUCAGCGAAGAAACGUGGUAGGCCACCAAAGGCAGCUACUACCGCGGAUUCGGCUGAGAAGCUUGAAGAACCUUCCCAGCCGGAAGCUCAAGGGAGCGAAGAACGCAUGGCUAAACGAAGGCGCACGGAUUCUGACAUAAUCAUGGAAGAUCCCCCCAAAGAACCUCAACCAGAGGUUCAGGAAGAACGGCCGGCAAGCGUGAGAGAGCGGAGAGUAUCAUUUGCAGCAGGCACCAAAGCACCGAAGGAGCUAGUUCCGAUCAAGUUUACGCGACGCAACUCUGAUUCUGCAGGGUCAAGGCCAGGUUUUAUUUCCAUCAAUAUACAACGAAAACCACAGUUUGGACAGGCGGAUAGUUCGAAGGGGACUGCAGGUUUGGAGAUGCCUGAAAAGAGGACGGUGACGCAGCAAACCGAGCUGUUUAUAUCUGGGCUACCGAAGCCCACGAUCGAAAGCGUGUUUGACAGAAAGAAGCUUGGGAAGAGGCCUAAAACGUACGGUAAACGGCUUAAGAAGUGA